UUUUUAUUCGUGAAUGACGAAAAUAGUACAUCCAAAUCCAAAUGAAGGAAGGACGUACAGAUGAUGGUGUGAAUCAUAUCACAUAAUAUUCUCGACCUUAUGAUAUCAUGCAAUCCACACCAUCACCAGCAUAUAGCCAGGAUCCAUAUAAAUAAAAAAUAAAGUAAUAAAAGCGCAAAGCACAAAGAGCGCAAAGUAAUUUGCGAGUCACCUUCUUCUUCAUCUUUUCUUCCUCCUCCUUUAUAAGCCUGCAAAUGUCAAUACCCAGAAGCAAGCAGCGAUAAUGGAGCUUCUAUCCCAAAUGUGGUCCCUCCUCGGCCUCCUCACCGUCCUCCAAAACAUCCUCCCCGCCCAGCUCCUCUCCCUCCUCCACUCCCUCUGGGAAUCCCUACAAGACGCCAUUACUCCCUACUCCUACUUCGACAUCCCGGAAUUCCUCGGCUCCUCUGCUAUCAACCCUAACGAUCUCUACCGCCAUGUUCAUCUCUACCUCUUUCACCAUCUCCUCCUUCACCCCCCAUCCCCUCCCCCUCGCCUCACCCUCUCUUCAUCCUCUCCUUCUUCCCCGCCCUCCUUCUCUCUCUCUCCCAACCACUCCCUCCACGACACCUUCGCCGGCCAUCGUCUUCUCUGGACCCAUCAUUCCGACUCCCUCCAUGACUCCCUCGAAGAACGCCGCUUCUUCUCCCUCCGCCUCCCCAAGCGCCAUUCCCACGCCAUCCUCCUCCCCUACCUUUCCCACCUCUCCUCCUCAGCUCGCAACCUCACAAUCACCUCCCGCGACCGCCGGAUUUUCACCAAUUCAUCUCCCAACUCAUGGUCCUCCGUCCCCUUCCGCCAUCCUGCGACAUUCCAAACCCUAGCCCUAAACCCUAACCUUCGCUCUUUUCUUCUCUCCGAUCUCGACUCCUUCGCGGCAGGACGUGAGUUCUAUACAAGGGUUGGUCGACCGUGGAAGCGAGGGUACUUCCUCCAUGGCCCUCCUGGAUCUGGUAAGUCCUCUUUAAUCGCCGCCAUGGCGAAUCAUCUUCAAUAUGACGUGUAUGACCUAGAACUCACCCGCGUGCCGCACAACUCUGCUCUCAAAUCCCUUCUCCUCCAAACCACCCCUCGUUCCAUUAUAGUGAUCGAGGACAUCGAUUGCUCCCUGCAAUUAGCUGGUGAGCGGUGUUCCAAGAAGCGGAAGGCGGAUGAUGACGAUGAGGGAUGGGAGAGGGUGACAUUAUCAGGGUUAUUGAAUUUUACAGAUGGGUUGUGGUCUUGCUGUGGGGAAGAGAAGCUGAUAGUGUUCACGACGAAUUAUAAGGGAGAGGUUGAUAAGGCACUGUUGAGGCCGGGAAGAAUGGAUGUCCAUGUGCAGCUGGGAGCUUGCGGGGGGCAUGAGAUGAGGGAGAUGGUGGAGAGGUAUGUUGGUGGGGAUUGGGAGGAGAUGAUGGAGGUUGCAGAGAGGUGGAUGAGGAAUGGAGCGGUGAUGACUGCGGCGGAGGUGGGGGAGGUGUUGUUGAGGAAUAAGGGGGAUGGGGAGGUGGCGGUGAAGGAGCUCGUGGGAGAGUUGGAGGGGAGGAUUAAUGGUGGCUGUUCGGAGGAGUUGGAAGAGGAGUGGGUGGGGGAGGAGGGGGAGGAGGAGGUGAUGGUGGGUAGGGAAAAGAGGAGGAGGGGGAGGAAUGGGUGUGCUGUAAGAGAAGCUAGUUGUAUGUGGGAGAAGCGGGUGCGGUUUCUCACCAGGUUGGGGAGCUUCACCAAGUCGGAAUCAGGAAGAAGGGGUGUGUAAGAAUUUAGAUCAUAGUCUGGAUCGUAUCACACCGUGUCUGACAAUGUGGGGGGUGAUUCAUGUCAUUGUCCGCAUAUGUCUUUGAUCAUGUGGUAUGAUUCAUGUCAUCGUUCACAUAACGUAUUUCUCGUAAGAAACACAAAACGGUUGCAUUUGUUGCGAGAUUUUGACUAACUACUUCAUUAGUUGUGCUAGUCCGUGAAUCAUUUUCUUGUUUAUUAUAUUUUUUUUUGUUUUGAUUCUCAACUAGUUUCUUCUUAUUAGCUUUUGUCAUAAAGUUUUUGGAAAUGUAGUGCUUUUAAACCAUAUUGUUUCUUCUCCAUGUUUGCAUUUGUGUUAUUGAAAGCUUGUAUGAUAGCAUGCAUGUGUGGGGUUGAAUAUUUGUAUUUUAGCAUAAAAGUCCAUGCUUUUGCAUAAAUGUGUGUUUUUUAUGUUAAGAAUGUGCAUAUGCAGGUAGGGCUAUAAAUCAAGUAAAUAUAAUCAAAUGU
This is a messenger RNA of Phalaenopsis equestris, 2259 nucleotides long. RefSeq names its product AAA-ATPase At4g30250-like. Gene Ontology annotation, molecular function: ATP binding; ATP hydrolysis activity. The record is from RefSeq and is a predicted model, not a curated record. The transcript has a single exon. Lineage: Eukaryota; Viridiplantae; Streptophyta; Magnoliopsida; Asparagales; Orchidaceae. Bases 284 to 1771 code for a protein of 495 amino acids.